Molecule: messenger RNA, 1423 nt
Organism: Exophiala mesophila
Lineage: Eukaryota; Fungi; Ascomycota; Eurotiomycetes; Chaetothyriales; Herpotrichiellaceae
Exons: 2
Coding region: 125-1282 (385 amino acids)
Cellular component (GO): Golgi apparatus
Molecular function (GO): antiporter activity
Source: RefSeq, a predicted model, not a curated record
GUAUCAUCGGAUGUUUUUCUCUUCAACUUCUACACGGUCUUGAUAUCUUCGCCUUCUCCCACCAACCCAUAUAUCCACACACACUUGAGCAGGGACAGCUUUGACCGCCAAACAUCAUUUCACCAUGUUCUCAAUAAAGCCGUCCAAAGCAUGGGUCACCAGAUUCUAUCAGCCCACCACUGAAAGAUCUAUAGAUCCUGAAGAGCAGCAUUCGCUGGUAUCUAAAGAUGAACGAGACGAACGAGAUAUGUCUCUUCAAUCUGACCUGGAAAAGGCAGAACCUCCAGCUCCUCCCCCGCAAAACCACGAGGAUACUGUUGCUAUCAGAGACAAACUCAUUGCUCUGGCUGGGUACUUUCUUUGCAACAUUGGCUUGACCAUCUACAACAAGGCUAUCUUGGGAUCGUUUCGAUUUCCCUGGCUUCUCACAGCCCUUCAUGCUGGAUGUUCAUCCAUCGGCUGCUUAAUUAUGAUGCAGCUGGGAUAUUUCCAGACAACCAAACUCACCUCAAGACAAGAUCUGGCACUCAUCGCCUUUUCCUUCCUGUUCACCAUCAACAUUGCCAUUUCAAAUGUCUCAUUAGCAAUGGUCUCAGUGCCCUUUCACCAAGUGGUCCGAGCAACCACUCCUCUGGUCACCAGUCUUCUCUUCCGAGUCAUGUACAACCGAACCUUUUCACGCGCGACUCAAUUUUCCUUGGUCCCUAUUGUCCUCGGUGUCACGAUCACCGUCUGGGGCAAUUUCGUCUUCACUGAUCUCGGCUUCAUCCUCACCUUCCUCGGUGUUGUCCUCGCCGCCUUCAAGACCAUUGUCACCAAUCGCAUGAUGACAGGGUCGAUGGCUCUGUCAUUCUGGGAGAUUCUGCAACGCAUGUCGCCGCUGGCCUUUUCACAAUCCCUCGUCUACGCCUUUUUCACCGGCGAACUCUCAUCCUUCCGUAAAUUUCUCUCAGAGGAGCUCUUGAAUCCUGAAUCCCCCAGUCGUACCUUUACCCCGACCAUGUUCGCCUUGGUCAUGCUGGGAAAUGGCAUGCUAGCCUUCGCCCUGAACGUCUCAAGUUUCAGCACCAACAAGGUCGCUGGAGCUCUCACGAUGACAGUCUGUGGCAACAUCAAAUCGGCCCUGACCAUCAUUCUGGGCAUUGUCUUGUUCAACGUGCACAUGACAAUGUUCCAAUUGAGUGGAGUCUUCAUCACCGUGGUCGGAGGUGUCAUUUACUCGUUUGUGGAGCUCGAUGGUAAGCGAAAGAAAGUCGCUCCACAGCAAAACACAAGUUCAUAACCUGCAAGGAAACAUUAGAAGGAUUCUUUGGGAGGUGGAUGUACAUUUUUCGGCCAUGACUCGAUCUGGAAUAAUAGCCAGCCAGACGAUCUUUAUGUCAGCAUACUCCUCAUUUCUAGUACGCUCUAUGUUGAAUUGAAC